GACAACAUCCUCCGCACGCGGACCUACGACCUGAGCAUCACCUACGACAAAUACUGGCAGACGCCGCGCAUGUGGCUCUUCGGCUACGACGAGGCCAGCGCGCCCCUCACGCAGCCCCAGAUCUUCGAGGACAUCCUGUCGGACUACGCGAAGCGCACCGUGACCUUCGAGCGCCACCCGCACCUCGACCACCCCCACGCGUCCAUCCACCCCUGCAAGCACCCCAACGCCAUGAAGAAGAUCAUCGACAACGUCUCCAAG
Molecule: messenger RNA, 261 nt
Organism: Aureococcus anophagefferens
Lineage: Eukaryota; Pelagophyceae; Pelagomonadales; Pelagomonadaceae
Exons: 1
Biological process (GO): nucleophagy; autophagosome assembly; autophagy of mitochondrion
Cellular component (GO): cytoplasmic ubiquitin ligase complex; cytosol
Molecular function (GO): Atg8-family ligase activity
Source: RefSeq, a predicted model, not a curated record